GACCGUGAAAAGGGCCCCCGAAUUCUGAGGGGCCAGAAUAUUUACCGGAGCUCCGGAUCGGCAUAGGUGCGACUGUUGUGGCAUGUCCGGUGACAAAAGUAAGUGGAGGUUCCGACCUCGGACCAGUUGAAGCCGCACACCCACGGGGGCAGGAUGGGUGGCCGCUACCUUCCCUCGACUAGAGUCGCACGACUGAGCCUGCUCUUGGUCGUGUUCAUUCUCCAUUGUCAGCCUGGGUCAGGUAAGGCGUUGGGUGACUGGUGGAACGACUUCUUCAAUCACGACACAGACAGCGAGGAGUACGGCGAUUACGACACAGACAGCGAGGAGUACGGCGAUUACGACACAGACAGCGAGGAGUACGACUAUUACGACCAGGACGACCAACAGGAGGACGAUGAUGCACCAGACGAUGACGAAGAUGAGUCGCCGAAGGAAGCCCCGUUUCGUAUCAUAACAAUCCCUAUCUCCUGCCCACGUGGCAAGGAACAGUGCGGUGAACGCUGCUGCAAUAAAGCCAAGCCGGAGAGGCUGCUAACGCCGUGGUGGUAUUUUUAGAUGAUGAUGACAUAGAUUGAUAUAUACUCUGAGUGUCGGUACAUGCAGGUCAAAGAGGGCUGCCGCAUGAUAAAUGCAAAGACGAUGAACCAAAAACGGAUGGAGCUAUAGGCACGCAUUCGUCGUGGCUGUUUAUGAAUCGCAGUGACAACUGAAUCUUGUCAUACAAAUAUACAUAGGCUCCUCGAUUGCUAAUGGUGUGGUGUUGUUACUUGGUGUAUAAUGUAUAAUGUACAUUGUACAUACCACCUGUAUAUAAUAUAUACCUUUCGGUCCGCAACAGAA
Molecule: messenger RNA, 843 nt
Organism: Amphibalanus amphitrite
Lineage: Eukaryota; Metazoa; Arthropoda; Thecostraca; Balanomorpha; Balanidae
Exons: 2
Coding region: 154-558 (134 amino acids)
Source: RefSeq, a predicted model, not a curated record